ACAUGAGGGAUUUUGAAGGAGGAGGAAGCUGACGUUCACAUGGAUUUUCCUGCAACCUGCCUGACAAUUUGGACCAUGGUCCAAGGUCGACCACCACACUCUUCUUCAUAACCAGAUAAAGUAAAGUUAAUUUCUCUUUGUUCUCUUCCUUUAACAAUGCCCUCUCUCUCUCUCUCUCUCUCUCUCUCUCUUUCCCCCCUCUCUGUCUCACCUCACUUAUCCAUAUAUAUAUAUGGCACAUAUAUAUAAUCUAAACACACAUAUUGUAUGGACUUGGGAGUUCGACAUCACAAUGACUGUAGAGUUUUGUGGUUAUGCGCAAUGCAGUUUCAUAGAGAUUGUCGUCUGAUUGGUGAUGAUCAAUGGUCCAGAUCAAUACAAUUGUCAUGAUCCAGUUUUUGAUAAGAGGUGUGGUGAGUAGUUACGAGCAAAGGGGAAAUGGCACUGGAAGCUCUUUCAUCCAACGAGUUCUUGAACUUCAUCAUCUAUGACACCAUAUCUGCAAUUCCAUAUAGCAACCGUGACUCCAGAGGCUCCAGUUUUUCUUUGGAAAAUAGCAUGAGCGCCCCAGAGAAAGCUAGUGCUUUGAACUGCUGUUCACCAAGGACCCAACAAUGCCCCUCAUCAAUGGUGCAGGAGGCUGUUGACCGGAGGCAGAAUUUGGAGGUGCAAGGCAGGAAGAAGAGAAGGAGAAAGCCAAGGGUUUGCAAGAGCAGAGAGGAAGCUGAGACUCAAAGAAUGACUCACAUUGAAGUUGAGAGAAACCGGAGGAAGCAAAUGAAUGAGCAUCUUGCUGUUUUACGCUCUCUCAUGCCAGAAUCAUAUGUCCAAAGGGGUGAUCAAGCUUCAAUAGUUGGUGGUGCUAUAGAGUUUGUCAAGGAACUUGAGCAUCUUUUGCAGUCCCUUGAGGCUCAAAAGCUCCAACUGCUUCAACAAGUAAGAGCAGCAGCAGCAGCCAAUGAAGAUAUAACAGCAUCCAAAUUCUUGCCUCCACCAUUUGCACAGUUCUUCUUGUAUCCUCAGUACACUUGGUCUCAGAUCCCUAACAAGUAUACAUCUAAAACUAAAGGAGCCAUAGCUGAUAUUGAGGUCACUUUGAUCGAAACCCAUGCUAAUCUUCGAAUUCUCUCGCGAAAAUGUCCCAGACAGCUCUCCAGACUGGUUUCCGGUUUUCAGUCACUCCACUUCUCCAUCCUCCACCUUAAUGUCACUACCAUGGAUCCAUUAGUUUUCUACUCCAUCAGUGCCAAGGUGGAAGAAGGAUGCCAACUCAUUUCAGUAGAAGACAUAGCAGGGGCAGUUCACCACAUGCUUAGAAUAAUUGAUGAAGAACCUGUCCUCUGCUGAUCAAAUGUGCCUCAGCUACCCUCAGAUAUACCAGGAAAUGACCGGAAUACCUUGCCCCUUUUUUUAUUUCAUGCAAUUCUAUUGGUUUUGUAUGUAGCUUAAUUUAGUGAAUGUGUAUUUAGCUUCAUUUUGGUGAAACAUGCAGUGGGUUUUAGUUUAAAAUAAGGGGGAGUGUUUUAAAUACCAACAACUGUUUUUAAGAAAAAAAAUCUUUGAGAAGAAUCAGAUGUUGGUACUGAGCUUUUGGGGGUCCAGAGAUUCUGAAAAUGAUUUGCCAUUUCUUGAUGCAGAUGGCUUGUUUUUUGGUUGCCCAUCCUCACUCCUCACUCCUCACUCCCCACAAGUCCCCACAAAUCCCCAACCCCACUUUUUUUCUGACGGUUGUUCUGAGCUGUUGCUCGGAUCAUGUAAUUGCCCAUUAAUGACAUGAAAAAAAAAAAUUUACACAAAAGCUCUCCAAAAAUCAUUUUUCAAAUUUUACAUGUAAUUAUAAAAGAAAAAAAAAAUACUAAUAGUAUUUUGUUUUUUAUUUUUAUUUCUUGGUUCCAUCAGAGUCAGAGAGGAAUCAUUGUGUCUCUGAGUCUUCCUUG
Messenger RNA from Rubroshorea leprosula, 1937 nucleotides. Lineage: Eukaryota; Viridiplantae; Streptophyta; Magnoliopsida; Malvales; Dipterocarpaceae. The record is from the annotation of a GenBank genome assembly.